UUCUUUCUCUUCCAUCAUUCUCUCUAUAUAUAUAACCCUAAACAAUCGAAUCGCCCCUCUCUCACCACUUUGACACCGCACCGGCACCACCACUCACUCACUUUUUCCCUCUCUCUCUCCCUGCCUUCCUUCCUCUGCUACCCAAACCCAGAAACCCAUUUUUCAUCAUCACUUUCUUCACAAGGAUCGGCUGGAAGAUAAAUUCAUAAUUUUUGAUAUGUCAGCCUUUUCUUUCCAGCACCCUUUCCCUCAUCCUUUCCUUCUCGACUCUGUUUCCCCCCACCAAAACAUGGCUACCGCUACAUUUACCACUUCUACCACCACGCCCCCUGCUACUUCUCCCGCCAAAUAUCUCAAUAAAAUCUCAUCACCAGCUGGGUUGUUCAUGGAGGAACCCGGGAGUAGCUCUGUCAAUUUCCCCCAAUUUUACCCUCCUGAAUUGUUCUUACUACACAGCAGCCAGAGCAGCAGCGGGUUUGAUGACCCUGCUAAUCAUAGUUCGCCAUUGCAGCAGCAGAACAAUCAUUACGCGUUUACCAGCAACCACGACUGCAAUACUGAUAAUCACAACAAUCCUAAGGCGGCUGAUGUGAAAGAGAGCAGGAAUAACAACAAGGAGGAGGGGGAGGCCUCUAGUGUCACCAGAAAACAGAGCACCGACGGCCAUUCUUCCAAUACAGAGGGCGGAGAGCAAGUCACUCAGUUCAAUGCCGCGCAGCCCACCGCCGCCGAUCAUAGCAAGAAGAGGAAGAAGCUUUCGAGCUGUAAUAACCUUAGCAAUGGCUCCUCCCACGUUACUUCUGUUCACAGCAAGCCCAAGGAGGCGAGAGAAGGAAGUAAGAGCAAGAAGAAGGCUAAGAAAAGCAGUGAUGUUGAAGUAGAAGAAGAGACGAAGCAGCAGCAGGGGAAAACAGGGGAUGAAAAGCAGAGCAAGAAAGAAAAACACCAGCAGAGGAGGAAGAAGAAAGGUGCUGACAAGGAACGACCACCCACUGGCUACAUUCAUGUCAGAGCUAGGAGGGGCCAAGCUACUGAUAGCCACAGCCUUGCCGAGCGGGCAAGAAGGGAGAAAAUCAGCGAGAGGAUGAAGAUGCUGCAGCACCUGGUUCCAGGCUGUGACAAGUUCCUUUCCAUGAAGCUGGCUACUGUCAAUCCACUUUUCUAUGACUUUGGAUUUGAUCUUGAUGGGCUCAUGGUCCGACCAGAGAGAUUGAGUAGUAAUGUGGAGGUAUCGACGCCCCUGCCAUCGGGUCAGCAAUGCAACCCCACCACCACCACCACCACCAUCGCCGCCGCCGUCUCUGUUGCGGUUUCCUCCGCCGCGGCAAACAGCUGCUACCCUCUUAUUGACACAACUAGGCCGGGGGAUUUCUCUCAGUCUCAGGAUAAUGGUGGCAACCUGUUGUGGGAUAUGGAGGAAGAGGGAAGCCAUAGACUUGUUAAUGAGUCAGGGUUUGGAAUUGGAAUUGGAAUUGGAUCCACCACCAACAACAACAACAAAAACAAAUUUUGUUAGUGAAUAAAGGCUAAAAGAGGGGAAGGCGGGCAGCGGCGGCAGCUAUAUAGAUGGAGGUAGAAGAGAACACACGGGACAUAUAAAAAAAAAAAAAAAAAAAAAAAAAAAACAACAACCACAUCAUAUGACCCAGAAUUCCAUUUCCAUAUCCCUUGGUUAGUGAAGUUGUUAAUUACUCUCCUUUUUAACCUCCCAAACCCAGUUAUUAAUUUCUUCCCACUCUGUAUUAAUUUCCAAGGUUGUUGUGGUUAUGGGUUUUGAGGGGCAGCUUAUGUUAAAUAGAAUACUAAAGCAGGGUAGCAAUACCAUCAUUUUCCCAAGAUAGCAAUAGUAUUGUUACAGAGGAGUAAGAUUAAUUUGUGGAUUCAUACAGUUAUUCUGUUAUUACAGUUAUCUUUACUGAUGAGAGAGAGAGAGAGAUUGUGGCUAGAUGAUGCCUCUGCUCUCGAUUCUGUAAUAUUUUUUUUUUACAUGACUAGUUGUGCAUUUGUUGUUGGUAUGUUGUAGUGUUGUACUAUUAACUAGCACAAAGCAUUAAAUAUAUUUAUUUUUAUAUCUUAAGUUUUAAAUAAAUGUG
Linum tenue is the source of this 2093-nucleotide messenger RNA. The record is from the annotation of a GenBank genome assembly. NCBI's taxonomy places the organism in Eukaryota, Viridiplantae, Streptophyta, Magnoliopsida, Malpighiales, Linaceae.